Molecule: messenger RNA, 709 nt
Organism: Guillardia theta CCMP2712
Lineage: Eukaryota; Cryptophyceae; Pyrenomonadales; Geminigeraceae
Exons: 1
Source: RefSeq, a predicted model, not a curated record
CAGUCCUGAGGACAUCACAGCGUGUUCAUCAUUGUAUGGUGGUUCCAUGACUGGAGGGCAUGCUCCGACCAUGUCACGGCUCGACGCUGUUGUGCGUGUGCUGCGAGCGACAGGCAAGGCGUUGCACUACGACAUCCUUACCCGCCAGGCGUUGAAGUUGGGCCUCAUAAAGUUCACUGGGUCUCAGGGAACUGCAGGAGAGUCGAUGAAGGCCUUCUUGAAUAAGACCAUCCGUGAAAACAAGACUGCAGCCAUUGUGAACCUGGGCAAGGGCGUCUACGGCCUCAAGGAGUGGGAGUCACUUCCUGGAUCUUCUGCUCACACAGCUGACACCGAUAGGGCACAGAUCAGUUCCGGAAUCAGCAACUUCAAUCCCACUGAGCCAGUCAGUGUUGCUUGUCAAUCUGCCGCUAUCGCCGACAGUAGGCAAGCUCCUCAAACCCCUGUCUUGUCAACCAAGGCCUCGCCAGUUCUUCACUGUGGAAUGGCUCAAUCUUCGCUUACAAUGCCCGAGGACAAUGUCAGCAAGAGCAGGAUCGCCUCAUUACUGAACUAAGUUCUUUGUUUGAAAUCUUUUCCUAUCUUAUCACUUUUCAACGCCAUAUUUGGCGUUUCGGCGGUUUGACAACGAAUUGAGUGUGAUUGUGUAUUAGAAUUUGUACGAUAAUUACAUGGAGUGCUUUUAAGACAUUAAAGUUACGCAGAGUGA